AUGCCCCCUCCGGGGGGGUUUGAAUCGCUCAAGUAUAAACGGAACCUUCCAUUCCGCGGACCGAGUGGUCUGGCCAUUCUCGGCGGCGUAACGGCUGUCUGCCUGUAUGGCUUCUAUCGGCUUGGAAGGGGCAACAUCGAGAAGAGAGAGCUCCAGCGGGAACAGACGUGGUCGCGGAUUCAUCUUAUUCCCUUGCUGCUGGCCGAGGGGGACCGCGACGCGUACCGGCGGCAACAGGCGGCGCUCGGGCGAGAGAAGGAGAUCAUGAAGGACGUGAAGGGCUGGGAGGCGGGAAAGAGCGUUUACAACGAUGGCCGAUACCAGGGGACGGAGUAUGUCGUCGUCCUUUGA
Heterobasidion irregulare TC 32-1 is the source of this 351-nucleotide messenger RNA. RefSeq lists its product as uncharacterized. The coding region runs from base 1 to 351 and encodes 116 amino acids. The record is from RefSeq and is a predicted model, not a curated record. NCBI's taxonomy places the organism in Eukaryota, Fungi, Basidiomycota, Agaricomycetes, Russulales, Bondarzewiaceae. The transcript is spliced from 3 exons.